AUGCUUGGAGAAAAGGAGGAAUUAUGCAUCGAUCGCCCUCUCUACGAGGAAUGCUUGGCAAUUUGCAGACUGAGGUACUUGGACUGCCUCUCUUCCUGCGACUCGUCUUUAUGUCACUCGACGUGCUUGGCAAAUUUCUCCGCUUGCGACAAUUCGUGCCCUUGCGGAACUGACUGUCCAACUGGCUGCGUCGAGUGCGAAGAACACCCUCUUUGUAUCGGGAAAUGCGCAGAUGCGGAGCAGAACAACCCCGAGUACAAAUCCUGCUUGAAUGACUCACUCGAUGAGCUGACUGCUUGCAUGAAAACAUGUGAGCCGACCGACACCUGCCAUGAAAAUUGUUGCUCUGGACAUCGAGAAAGGAUGACUGCUUGCCCUUGCUUUCAGUCUCAGGGAACAUCGUCGACAACAUCUCCACCAACAACUCAACAGCCUCUUGAUCCGAGCGAAAUGUCCAUUCUCGUCCUUCGUUACUCGAUUUCUGACGCAUAUGUGAUUUCUGGAGAUGGAAAUUCAAAAGUUUCUGCAACAAUCACCGCUCCAGCUGAUGAUUAUGCGAAGUGGCCUCAGCAUGCGCUCAUUGGAAAUCAGUUGUUUAUUUUUGGUGGCUAUUCGGACAGAAAAAAGAUUGCUGUUCUUGAAGGAUGCAAUUUUGAGCAAAGAUCGGAGAAGCUUUUGAAUGAUAUAGACUACGCAAGUGCUGCUCUUUCUAUUCACGGCAAUUCGCGAGUAUUGAUCUGCUUCUCGGCUGGUUCCAAUAAGAAGCACUGCGAAAUUUUUGAUGGAUCGAGUUCAACGUCCACGACAUCCUCGAAUUACGGGCAUGGUCUUGGAAGACUUGGGUUGUAUAAAAAUCAAGCCACCACUGUUGGUUCUUAUUACGACACGCCGAAAGUGGAAACACUGACAAACAAUGGAUGGAGUGUGAUUGGAGAUCCACCAAUAAGCGGUACUUGGGGUCAUGUCUUGGUCGGGCUUCAGAGCGGAAAUUUACUCAUGCUUGGUGGAGUUAUGCUUGUUGGAGGUAGUAGAUUGGAUCAUGUCUGGCUUCUUUCUAACGACUCCUGGUCGCGAACUGGAACUUUAAAAAACGCUAUCGACAAUCAUUCGUCUCUCCAAAUCAACGGUUCGAUAUUCCUCAUCCCCGGUUAUGGAGUCAAUUACCCCCUUGAAAGAGUCGACAUGGACGAAGACGAAAUUAAAAGCUCCGAAAUAAUUGGCAAUCAUAGCGGUACUGAAGACAUACCUGUCUUGUUUCAAGUCUCCGCUGGAUUUUGCACUUGA
This is a messenger RNA of Oikopleura dioica, 1284 nucleotides long. Lineage: Eukaryota; Metazoa; Chordata; Appendicularia; Copelata; Oikopleuridae. The record is from the annotation of a GenBank genome assembly.